This is a messenger RNA of Colletotrichum truncatum, 1224 nucleotides long. RefSeq names its product 4-hydroxybenzoate polyprenyl transferase. Gene Ontology annotation, molecular function: 4-hydroxybenzoate polyprenyltransferase activity. Gene Ontology annotation, cellular component: mitochondrial inner membrane. Gene Ontology annotation, biological process: ubiquinone biosynthetic process. Lineage: Eukaryota; Fungi; Ascomycota; Sordariomycetes; Glomerellales; Glomerellaceae. The record is from RefSeq and is a predicted model, not a curated record.
AUGAGGCAAGUGAAUCUGUUGAGAGGCACCUUGCGGGCGGCAUGCCAGCCGUCGUUACGGGCAAAUGUGCUUUUGCCCAGCAAUGGCUCCACGAGAUUUGGAUUGCAAGCGCAUAAGAAGCCCAUCAUGAGUCUUACCCUCCGGAGAUUGGCCCGCCAACAACAGACUGCCUUGCAUACAUCUUCAAAAUGCCUUACGGCUUCAGUGAUGCAUGACAACUCCGUGGUCUCACCUACGGCCGAACCCGUUUACAAGCCACCCACGACCGGGUUUCUCUCGCAUCUUCCGGCGUCAUGGGUUCCGUACGCCGAGCUCAUCCGGAUUGACAAGCCGGUGGGCACGUACUAUCUCUUCUUUCCCUGCCUUUUUUCGACGCUCAUGGCUGCGCCAAUGGCUAUGGCAACACCCGGCGCAGUCAUUGGCACGACACUCCUUUUCGCCACGGGCGCCCUCAUCAUGCGUAGCGCUGGCUGUACCAUCAACGACCUUUGGGACCGUAACCUUGAUCCGCAUGUAACGAGAACCAAAUUUCGGCCCAUCGCUCGGGGCGCUAUUACCCCUUUCAAUGGCUUGGUCUUCACAGGUGCUCAGCUCCUAGCCGGGCUGGCUGUCCUGGUUCAGUUCCCUACAUCUUGUUUGUUCUAUGGCAUCCCCAGUCUGUUCCUCGUUGCAUCCUACCCCCUCGCCAAACGCGUCACCUACUAUCCCCAGGCUGUCCUCGGACUGACCUUCUCCUGGGGUGCCAUGAUGGGGUUCCCAGCCCUCGGUAUCGAUUUGCUCUCUAACAGUGGAGCAUUGAUGGCUGCAGCGUGUCUGUACACGUCGAAUGUCGCGUGGACCGUGUUGUAUGACAUGAUCUACGCGCACCAGGAUAUCAAGGAUGACGCCAAGGCGGGCAUCAAAAGCAUUGCAUUGAAGCACGAUGCCGAGACCAAGCAGGUCCUGACCGGCUUGGCCGCGGUACAGAUUGGUCUGUUAGGUCUCGCAGGCUUCGCUGCCGGUGCUGGCCCGCUUUUCUACAUUGGAAGCUGUGGUGGUGCCGCAGUGACGCUUGGUAUCAUGAUCAAGCGGGUCAAUCUCAAGAGUGUCAAGGACUGCUGGUGGUGGUUCUGCAAUGGCUGCUGGCUUACAGGUGGUGUUAUUAGUCUAGGCCUCGCCGCCGACUACGUUGUACGAUAUAUUCAAGGUGACGAGACGGAGGAGGCGGAGACCCAGAAGGCGUAA